Messenger RNA from Mangifera indica (mango), 4712 nucleotides. RefSeq names its product histidine kinase 3-like. NCBI's taxonomy places the organism in Eukaryota, Viridiplantae, Streptophyta, Magnoliopsida, Sapindales, Anacardiaceae. The record is from RefSeq and is a predicted model, not a curated record. Gene Ontology annotation, molecular function: phosphorelay sensor kinase activity. The transcript has 11 exons. Bases 1057 to 3978 code for a protein of 973 amino acids. Gene Ontology annotation, biological process: phosphorelay signal transduction system; phosphorylation.
UUCUUUAUUUUUAUUGUACGUUUUAAAUUAAAAUAAUACUUUAUCAUAUUUAUUUUGGCUGGAUGGUAUGAAUAGGGAUAAUGGCCUGAGCUAGUCGACAAUUUCACCAAUGUAUUGUGUUAUGCUCAUUUUUCUUUCAUAGAUUCAUGUUUCGUUCUUUUGUGUCUUUAUGAAUCAAUUCUUGUUAAUUAGUUUCUUUUAGUGUUCUCUCUUGGGUUCAUUGAUCUUCUCAGUUUGUUGGUUUAAAUAACUAUUGCUGGGUCAGAAGUUAAUGACAAAAACAACAGCUCCCACACGUUUCAUUUUCGUAAUAUUUGAUUUCAGGAAUUUAGCUAGUCCUAUAAACUAGAAUUUCUUGUCAGAUUCUUGGUUGCUGUGAGGGUUGAGUUGGGUUUCUGAUUUGAUUACUAAAUUUCGAAUCUUUUUGUUGUUCUCAGCCUUGGUUGGUAGCUGAAAAGGAUAAAAUCAAAUUCUAUUUUAGAAUUAGAAACUUCCUGGGGAUUCUUUAGUUCCCUUUGUCUUCCUCAGUUUUUUUUGUAGUCUUCUCUGUAGCAUUCUUCAGUUUCGAAUUGGGUGAGCUUUAGUAUUUUUUUUUUUUCCACUUCUCUCUUUUUCUUGUUCAAACUUUGGAUUUUGCUUAUGUUGGGUUUUACUCGACAGUCUCUGUAGAUUUGACAGUGGGUCUCUCUCUCCUUACCUAAUUCAUUUCUAGCUGGAACUUAACAAUAAGCUAGACCCACUUCUACUUUCUUCCUGUUUCAAGUUAGCUGGUGUUAACUGGUCACUUUUUUUCCUUUCUUGGAUGAGUUUGCUUCAUGUAUUUGGGUUUAGUCUAUAGGCGACCUUCUUACUGUUUCAAGUUAGCUGGAGUUAACUGGUCACUUUUUUUUCCUUUCUUGGAUGAGUUUGCUUCAUGUAUUUGGGUUUAGUCUAAAGGCGCGGGAGAACUCACUUUGGAUGCUAUGUUACUGGAAUGUUUAUGUGGUUUCCAUGAACUGGUUGAUACAUGGUUGAAUUGAAGAUACUAGGACUGGUUUUCUUGGUGAUGGUCGUAAGAUGUGGUUAGAAUGUUGGGAUAGGAUCUUGGGGAAGAGUUGGAAGAUACACAAUCUUUAUUACCAGUCUAUUGGGUCCAAGAAAGUGAGAAUAAUAUGGUGGAGAAGGAUGUUGGCGGCAUGGUUGGGUUUUUGGACUUUGACAUCUAUGUGGGUCUUUUGGUACAUGAAUGGACAAACUAAUGAAAGGAGGAAAGAAGCUCUCGCUAGUAUGUGUGAUGAGAGGGCUAGGAUGUUACAGGAUCAAUUUAAUGUGAGCAUGAAUCAUGUUCAGGCUAUGUCCAUAUUGAUCUCCACAUUCCACCAUGGCAAGAACCCGUCUGCUAUUGAUCAGAGGACUUUUGCAAGGUACACUGAAAGAACUGCUUUUGAGAGGCCUCUCACAAGUGGUGUGGCUUAUGCUGUAAGGGUGCUUCACUCUGAAAGGGAACAAUUUGAAAAGCUGCAAGGCUGGACUAUUAAGAGGAUGGAUACACUCGAACAUAAUCCAGUUCACAAGGUUGACUAUACCCCUGAAGCUUUGGAGCCAUCCCCAGUUCAAGAAGAAUAUGCUCCUGUUAUCAUUGCACAGGAUACCAUUUCGCACGUGGUUUCUCUUGAUAUGCUCUCAGGAAAAGAGGAUCGUGACAAUGUGUUGCUAGCAAGAGAAUCGGGAAAAGGAGUCUUAACCGCGCCUUUCAGGUUACUCAAAACGAACCGUCUUGGAGUUAUUUUGACAUUCGCUGUCUACAAGAGGGAUCUCCCCUCAAAUGCAACCCCAGAUGAGAGGAUUGAAGCAACUGAUGGGUAUCUUGGUGGAGUCUUUGACAUUGAAUCACUUGUGGAGAAAUUACUUCAACAGCUUGCAAGCAAACAAACCAUCUUAGUCAAUGUUUAUGACACUACCAGUCUGUCUCACCCAAUUAGCAUGUAUGGUUCAAAUGUAUCAAAUGAUGAGCUGGAGCAUGUUAGCUCCCUUAAUUUUGGAGAUCCCCAUAGAAAGCAUGAGAUGCGUUGCAGAUUCAAGCAGAAAGCACCGUGGCCAUGGCUAGCAAUAACAACUUCUGUUGCCAUCAUUGUGAUUGCAUCUCUUGUUGGACAAAUAUUCUAUGCAACUGUCAGUCGAAUUGUCAAAGUUGAAGAAGAUUAUAAAGAGAUGAUAGAACUCAAAAAAAAGGCUGAGGCAGCUGAUGUUGCAAAGUCACAGUUCCUUGCUACUGUUUCCCAUGAGAUCAGAACCCCAAUGAAUGGUGUUCUAGGAAUGUUGGACAUGCUUAUGGACACAGAGUUAGAUGAAACUCAACAAGAUUACGUCAGAACAGCGCAAGGCAGUGGAAGAACUCUUGUUUCUCUUAUAAAUGAGGUUUUGGAUCAAGCCAAGGUUGAAUCUGGUAAGCUUGAGCUUGAGGAAGUGAGUUUUGAUCUGCGGGCAAUUCUGGAUGAUGUAUUAUCUCUCUUUUCUGGGAAGUCUCAGGAGAAAGGAGUAGAGUUAGAGUUGGCAGUUUAUAUCUCUGAUCGGGUUCCUGAAAUCCUAAUUGGUGAUCCAGUGAGGUUUCGACAGAUAAUCAGUAAUCUCAUGGGGAAUUCAAUCAAAUUCACAAAGGUGGGACACAUCUUUAUUACUGUCCAUCUUGUUGAGGAGGUGAUGGACUCUAAAGAAAUUGAGACUGUAUCAUCAUCAAAGGACACCUUAAGUGGCAAUCCUGUUGCAGAUAGACGCCGCAGCUGGGAAGGAUUUAGGGCUUUCAAUCUAGAUGGAUCCACUUGUUCUUUCAAACCAUCAUCUUCUGAGGUCAUCAAUCUAAUUGUGUCAGUUGAAGAUACAGGAGAAGGAAUCCCUCUGGAAUCCCAAUCUCGUAUUUUCACCCCUUUUAUGCAGGUUGGUCCAUCAAUUUCCCGAUUACAUGGAGGUACAGGAAUUGGGCUUAGCAUAAGUAAGUAUUUGGUUAGCCGCAUGAAUGGGGAGAUUGGAUUUGUUAGCGUUCCGGAAGUCGGGUCAACUUUUACAUUUACUGCUGUCUUAGGCAAUGGUUCCUCUAAUUCAAAUGAGCAACAGAGCCAGCAAAUGAAUGGUCAGUCUAACUCUCUGUCCUCAGAACUUAAAGGCAUGACAGCAUUGCUUGUGGACCACAGACCUGUACGGGCCAAAGUGUCAAGAUACCAUAUCCAACGUAUUGGAAUUCAUGUUGAAGUAGUUUCUGAUUUGAAUGAUGGUAUAUUUUGCAUAGGCAGUGGGAAUAUGGUUGUCGAUGUGGUCCUUGUUGAACAAGAAGUUUGGGAGAGGGAUGCAAGUAUUUCAACCCUCUUUACUAAUGAAUUGAGAAAAUUUGAUCAUGGGACUCCAAAAUUGUUCCUUCUGGCUAAACACACCAGCUCUUCCAGAAUGAAUACUACAAUUUCUGGUGUUUAUACCCCAACUGUAAUCAUGAAGCCUCUGAGGGCCAGCAAGGUUGCUGCAGAUCUUCAACGAGCCUUGGGUAUUGGGAACAGGGGCAAUCCCAUUCCAAGUCUGUCUCUUCGUAAUCUUCUUCUUGGGAGAAAAAUUCUAAUUGUGGAUGACAACAGGGUGAAUCUCAAAGUAGCAGCUGGUGCUUUGAAAAAGUAUGGGGCUGAUGUGGAAUGUGCAGAGUGCGGAAUAAAAGCAAUCAAUAUGCUUAGGCCACCUCAUCCUUUUCAUGCCUGCUUCAUGGAUAUCCAGAUGCCAGGAAUGGAUGGAUUUCAAGCUACAAGGAUUAUUAGAGAGGAGGAACACCGUUACAAUAAUUCAAUUCAUCAUGACGACAAUGUUUCAAAUUGGCAUGUACCUAUUUUGGCCAUGACUGCAGAUGUGAUCCAAGCUACACACGAGGAAUGCCUAAAGUGUGGGAUGGAUGGAUAUGUUUCAAAACCGUUUGAAGCUGAACAGUUAUAUCGAGAAGUUUCACGUGUUGUCCCAUUUGUUUGAGAUAGGAAUGUGUGGAGGGGAUUUCUGUUGAAGGCAUAUGGAUAACAUUAGCACAAGGCACCUGUUCUCCCGGAUGCUUUUGUUGCUUAAAUGUGUUCAGAGUUCUUUCCAAGAGAAAAUACGUUUCAUAGCAGACUCUGUAUAUAGAAGCAAUGCUUGAUUGAGUUUUUAUUGAUUGGUCAAGAGCAAGAUAACAAAAGCAGUACAGUUUCUAUAUAUACUCGAUGUUAUCUUCAGACCUUUUCAUUAGUUACUGUAAUAUGAGAUUGCUGUGCAUAAUUGAAACCAUCUGAUAGGACAUUAGAUUAGUUAAGAAUUACAACUACUUUAGAAUGGAUAGAAAGAAAUCUUAAUUAAUUCAGGACUGUAUUUAGAAGUAGGAACUAUGCAGUUAUUCCGCUGUCUUCCCCCGUUCAACAAUAAAAAUUGCAGCAAUUUCAAGAGAUCUUCUGGCGCUCUCGGCUGAAAACGUGUGUAUGAAAGGGAUUGAUUCAGUAGAAAGAAUUGAAGAAGGCUUCUUAUCAUCAACCAAGGGGAGAAUGCGCCAUGUACAUUAUUAAGACAUCAAUAAAGAUUAUUAUUGUGUAAUUAUAGUCUCCAUUGUUACCAUAUUAAUGUUGUAAAUUUUCAUUGCCAAGAUCUUGGUGUGGUAGGUAUAAUUGAUAUGACCAUUACAGUGACAGUGUAAUCAAAUUUGAGUAAUUCUGUGAUUAUUUUUUUUUCUGAUUUGUACA